Fusarium sp. VM40 is the source of this 1620-nucleotide messenger RNA. NCBI's taxonomy places the organism in Eukaryota, Fungi, Ascomycota, Sordariomycetes, Hypocreales, Nectriaceae. The record is from the annotation of a GenBank genome assembly.
AUGACAUCCUUGGGUGAAGAUUUGGGGCCUUUGUUGCUCGCUCGACUGCCCACUGUGACAAGCCCUCUAGGAAUAGUCUCCGUCCUUGUCAUUCUGUCUAUCGCUCUCUUUAUCACCGAGAAGCUCAUCAGCGUGCCUUAUCCCACGGAUAUCCCACUCAUCAGAGAACCCAAGGGCGCCCGACGCUUCAGUCUUCGUACACGAUGGGCUUAUCUCACCGAUUGCAAAGCGCUCUUCCACGACGCCUACCAUGACUACCUCAAGAAGGGCAAACCAGUCGUCAUUCCUGGCUUCGGGUCCAGGAUCGAGGUCAUGCUGCCCCAGAGCCAGAUGAAAUGGGUCCUCAACCAGCCCGACGACGUACUCGACAUGCCAGAAGCCCUGGCGGAAGUUGAUCAGGUCAAAUGGGCGCUUGGCCACGAUAAGUACGUCGUUGAUGCCUGGCAGGGCCUCAUUGUCAAGUAUGACAUGAACCGCGCCAUUGAGAUCAUCGCGAACAAUAUGAAGGAUGAGCUCCAUGAGGUCUUUGAUGAGCAGUUCGGUACCGACACCGAGAAUUGGACGAGGGUUGAUCUUACCCAGACGGUCAAGAUGAUCGUUGCGCAGGCUGCAAGCCGCUUUACAGUUAGCCUACCGCUUUGCCGGAACAAAGAGUAUCUUCAAAACGCCCUGGAUACUAACGAACUCUUCAUCAUGAACGCCGGUCUUACUGGUGGCAUGCCACGCAUUCUGCAACCCAUCACUGGCACCAUCUUCGGAUUUUUAGUCGGCUCCAAAGUCUCAAAGAUCAACAAGUGGAUCAUUCCUCUCUUGAAGCAGCGUUUGGACACACUGAAGAACCACCCCGAGGAGCCCGAGCCGCAAGAUCAAGUGCAGAUGAUGCUCCGUUAUGCUCUUAGCAAGCGCCAGGAUGAAGUUGGCGACUACGAAACCCUCGCCCGUCGCGUUGUCGCCCAGAACUUUGGCUCUAUCCACAACACCUAUCUCCAGGUCAUCAACCUACUUCUCAAUGUCCUAGGCUCUGACGCAGAGUUCAACACCAUUGCUGUCCUGCGCGACGAGAUGGAUCGCGUUCUCGGCACUGACGAUUCUGCCAAUUGGACAAAGAGUGCUGUCCAAGCGAUGAGCCGUGCUGAUAGUGUCGCGCGAGAGUCUCUCCGUCUGGGCUCUUUUGGAGGCCGUGCCAUCUUCCGCAAAGUCAUGACCGAUGACUUCAAGACCGAAGACGGCCACCGCGUCCCCAAGGGUACGGUCAUGUCUUUCAUCGGCCAACCCGCAUCUACCGACAGCGCGACAUACGAGGACGCCAACAAGUUCGAUCCGUUCCGCUUUUCUCGCGCCCGCGAAUUGGCAGCAAGUCGCGAUGAGAAGACGCCUCUUGUUACAUUUGUCACAACCUCGCCUGAGUUUCUACCGUUCGGCCAUGGAAAACAUGCGUGUCCUGGAAGGUUCCUUGUUGACUUUGAGAUGAAGAUGAUUCUGGCUUAUGCUUUGAGGAAUUACGAUAUCAAGCUUGCUGAUGAGUAUGGAGGCAAGAGGCCGCCGAACACGUGGCUGGCUGAGGCUAAUAACCCGCCGAGUGGUGUUCAGAUUAUGGUUAAGAGGAGGGAGAGGAAGUAG